Funneliformis mosseae is the source of this 1194-nucleotide messenger RNA. Lineage: Eukaryota; Fungi; Glomeromycota; Glomeromycetes; Glomerales; Glomeraceae. The record is from the annotation of a GenBank genome assembly.
AUGAAUAAGUUAAAUCACAACGGCUUAUUGGUAUUGGAACAACCUUUUAUAAAGGUUCCUUUAGAGCAACUUAAAAAGACCGCAAAAGGUUCUCACAAGGAACUUGAUAGAGAGUUUGCAAAAGCUAGUUUGACGGUCAGUGAAUUAGCGAACAAGUCGAAUCAAGAACAAAUUCUUGUAUCGGACGCGAAUUUUGCGCUUGAAGGAAUGGUUGGAAGAUUACAAAGUCUAAAGCGCAAGGCAAUUCUCAACGAUGCUAAAGUUGAGGAGGCGAUGUAUGUAUCGAGGAGUAAACAACGACUUUCUCAUCUUAAUGAAUUAACUCAUAUUCAAAGUGCGAAUUCUGAGGAGUACACGAUUUGGAGCAAAGUAAGGUUAGAUCGCAUCCUUGUGGAUUACAUGUUAAGAGAAGGAUUCAGUGAAACUGCUACACACUUGGCAAACGCUGAAUCAAUUGAGGCAUUUGUUGAUGUUGAAUUGUUUUCACAAGCAAGACGUGUUGAACAAGCUUUGCAACGAUUUAGUUGUAAUGAAGCUCUUCGAUGGUGUAAUGAUAAUAAAUCAAAUUUACGCAAGAUGCAGAGUACGUUUGAAUUUAAUCUUCGCCUUCAAGAAUUUAUCGAGCUAGUUCGUGCCGGUAAAAGAGGGGAAGCGAUCCUUUAUGCUAAGAAGUAUUUAAACUCCUUCCAAGAACUGCAUCUGAAGGAAAUUCAACGAGCAAUGACUCUGCUCGCGUUUCAACCUGGCACAAAAUGUCUACCUUAUAAGAAAUUAUAUGACGCGUCUCGUUGGGAUGCACUUAUUUCACAAUUUCGCGCCGAUAACUUUGCAUUGAACUCCCUAACAUCACAGCCUCUCUUAACUGUCACCCUUCAAGCUGGAUUGUCUGCACUUAAAACACCCAUGUGUUGUCAACCAGAUAAUAAAAAUAUUAAUUGUCCCGUGUGUUCUCCAGACACUUUAGGUUUAUUGGCACAAAAUCUUCCAUUAAGUCAUCACGUAAAUUCAACCAUUGUUUGUCGAUUAAGUGGAGAAAUCAUAGAUGAGGAUAAUCCUCCCAUGUCUUUACCCAAUGGAUAUGUUUAUUCACUUAAGGCGUUGCAAGAUAUGUAUAAUAAAAGUGGACAAAUAAAGUGUCCAAGGACGGAAGAUGUUUAUGAUUUUAGUCAAUUGAAGAAAGUGUAUAUUUCUUAA